This is a messenger RNA of Caenorhabditis bovis, 954 nucleotides long. Lineage: Eukaryota; Metazoa; Nematoda; Chromadorea; Rhabditida; Rhabditidae. The record is from the annotation of a GenBank genome assembly.
AUGAAGCUCGACGGGUCGACAUCGAUGUGGCGAACGACGACCGUCGUCGGCAGUGUGUUCUCGACGUUCGCCGUCAUCACCGUCAUCAUCGGAUUGCCGUUGAUGCACGUGCACGUGCAGAAGGUCACGAGUCUGAUGCUCACCGACGUCGAGUUGUGUCGAGUCGAGUCGAAGGACAUCUGGAAGCAGAUGACGUUCGCGCGCAAGUCGCUCACCAAACGCCAAUCGCCGUACGCCAAUUAUGGCGCGGCGGCGUCGGGCGCGUGUUGCGCGUGCACACAGGGCGCGCCGGGUCCGCGCGGCAAACCGGGCGACGACGGCGCGCCGGGACGCGACGGCCUUCCCGGCAAGGAUGGUCCCGACGGGAUACCCGGCAAGUAUUUGCCGGCGCCGCCGCCCGGCACCAACUCGUGCCAAAAGUGUCCGCCGGGACCGCCGGGACCGCCGGGCCUUCCGGGUCCGAAGGGACCGCGCGGACCGCCGGGCGUCGAAGGCAAACCGGGACGUCCCGGCGAGGACAAUCGACCGGGACCGCCGGGUCCGCCGGGUGUUCGCGGCGAGCCGGGACCGCCCGGCGAGAAGGGUCCGACCGGCGAUCGCGGCAAGGUGCUCAACGGAGCGCCGCCGGGUCCGCCGGGACCGCCAGGAAAAGUGGGACCACGCGGACCGCCCGGCGGCAAGGGACACGACGGAAAGCCGGGAUUGGGCGGGCAGCCGGGCGUUCGAGGCGCUGUCGGAUCGAGAGGAGAUCCCGGAAAUCCGGGACUUCCGGGACCACAGGGACCAAAGGGAGAGCCCGGAAAUCCGGGAACUUGCGCACACUGUCAAAAUCGACCACCGGGUCCGUCGGCUGGCGAGCGACCCGGAGUUCAGCCGCCAGCGCCGCAGAGCAACGACCACGAGAGACCCGAAGAAUCGUAUCCGUCGAGCAAUCAGUACCUUUGGAUUCAUUAG